AUGAUGGCUACAGCAUGUCUGCUGGCAACUGUCUACCCAGUCAAUGCUCUGAGUAUCUGGACCGAUGUUUUGUCUUGUGUGAACAAACUGGCAAACGACACCACGCCGUUAUCGCCCAGUUCUGGCAAUGUUAGCCAGACUUCUGACACGGAACCAGCCAUGGUGGAUUUUUCAAUGAUGAAAUUGUUUUCUGUUAUUUGUGGAAACAAGGACAUGUUUGUCACAUGCUUGGACACAAGUCUGAAGAAAAGCAACGACUCCAUGACACAAAUCAUUGGCUCAUUUUUUGACCCCGCCCUGGUAACCAAAGCUUACGUCGGGCUCUGUGCCAACAUAUCAGAGAUUGAACAGGCAGGAGUGGAUGCGCUGAGCUGUCUGUCAACCGUGAAAAUGACGUCUUGUCAGCUUGAGAUGGCCGAUUAUUUUUUCUACAUGGGCGUGGUCAAGCAGUUUGCUCCGCCCUCCGAGCAGCUGUCCAGCAAAACUAUGGAAACACUUCUGUGCAGCAUGACCUUCAAAAGACGCAGAUGUGAGGUGUUGGCGCUGCAAAAAUGUAACGAAAACCUGGCAAAUGUCAUGGAAGAGUUUUACCGGCAAACACAACCAACAUCAUGUGCCGCGCUGGAGAAAGAUAUUGAGCAAAUCACUGACAAUCACAUUUAA
Messenger RNA from Candidula unifasciata, 663 nucleotides. Lineage: Eukaryota; Metazoa; Mollusca; Gastropoda; Stylommatophora; Geomitridae. The record is from the annotation of a GenBank genome assembly.